Neohortaea acidophila is the source of this 605-nucleotide messenger RNA. RefSeq lists its product as uncharacterized. Lineage: Eukaryota; Fungi; Ascomycota; Dothideomycetes; Mycosphaerellales; Teratosphaeriaceae. The record is from RefSeq and is a predicted model, not a curated record. The coding region runs from base 198 to 569 and encodes 123 amino acids. The transcript has a single exon.
GGGGAAGGGAAAAACCAAAGUAUUAGGGCAGAUGGAAUAAGCGGUAACGAUGCCAGAGGAGCGCCAGGCUCUCUUGACAAUACUCAAACAAAGGGGGAAGGAUAGAAGAGAAAAGACACCAAAGACCAGCUCUAGAGGUUGACACGCUUGCUGAAGAGAGAAGAAGAGAGGGAGAGGAGGAGAAGGGAAAGCGUAUUAUGGAGGAAGGGCGCUUGUCGCACUGCAGCGACCAGCUCAUCCACACCACUGAGCGUGGGCGGAAGAGUGCAGGCAGCGCGAAGUCGAGCAGGCUGUGUGGUGGACUCGGGAUGGGCAGCGCUACCAGCCGCGUCGUGAUUGGACUGCCUCGCCCCACCUGGCUUCCAACACGGGCCAUGCUUUGCAGCCCGGCCAAUCAUGCGCGGUUUAUUUUGGAUGGAGGUGAAUGUCGAGCAUGUCGUGCAUGUAUACCAUAUGUACUUGGCGGGGAACGUCUUGCUCGUCGACACGUUCGUUGGCACGCACCCACCACACCUCGUGCACUACUCGGGCGAAAGCGAUGGUGGUGUCAGCGAGAUGGCACUGAUUGAUCGUCGAGCGUAGUACAGCAUACGAGGGUGAAGAUG